This is a messenger RNA of Chelonoidis abingdonii (Abingdon island giant tortoise), 8120 nucleotides long. The record is from RefSeq and is a predicted model, not a curated record. Lineage: Eukaryota; Metazoa; Chordata; Testudines; Testudinidae.
AAAGAACUAGCUGUUCAACUGGCAGAGCUGAAGACAGAAAUAGAAGACAAUGGGGUACUUCAGGAAACACCAGAUAGAGCUUACAGAAAUCCUUCUUGCUUAGUGAUCUAGAGGCUUGGACGCAGACCUGGGAACCAGAAACCUUGACUCUUUCUUUCAAUCCUGACUCCGCUGCUGACUCACUGUGUAGUACAGGAAAGCUAAUAUAAAAUUCUAAAUGAUUUUUGGAAAUUCAGUGUCGUUCUAUGUUUUAAAUCGCAAAACAAAAUUUAAAAUCUCCCUGUAGCCUUAAUUAAUCCUCUGUCACCUCUUUCAUUGAAGAGGGGUGUCUUUAAGUGUUCUAAUAUGGUUUCCUGUACAUUGCUUUUGGAUGUGAUUCUGCAGCUCAUACUGCUUGUUCUGUUCCGAUACCAAAGGACGCUUCGUAUUUCAGAAAAGAAAGGGAGGUGACACUGAAGAAAGUUUUACAGGUAGCAGAGGCAAAAUCUCUUGUUGUUCAGGCUGAUGUCAUGCAGAGGGAGCUAGAGAGCUGUCUGAGAAGAGAGUAUACAGCAGAAAGCUUACCUCUGUUAUUGCACCAGUUUUUUACAGACAGAAUUACGCAUCUGGUCCAGAGUAAAUACUUACACAUGCUUAGAUGGAAGAGAUUUUGUAGGCACAGCAGUGUUAUUGAACAGCUUUAUCCCCUCUAUCAGAAACAAAUUGGUCACAUUAUGCAGGAGUACAACGAUGCUGUUCAGAGGGCUGCGAGACUGUCGGCUGCACGACAGAACUUUCUGACUGGAAAGAAGAAUUCUGUAAAUAUAGUGACACAGGAAGACCUGGUUAUUUACAUGCAGUGGCUAGUGUGUCACCUACACUCUCUCAAGGCCAUUCACAGCUACCUUAGGGUACUCCAGUAUUUGCCUCUCUCUCACAGAAUGGAGGUGGUUAUUGAGAAACACCCUAAGGUGGCCCAGGAUAAUAGGGAGAAAUUCAGAAGUGCCACUGUGUCUGAAUCUUUAUCCUCUAAUAUUCACUUCUCUCUUUGCCCCAGCAUUUCAGGAAGAGAGGGACCACACAGCAAGGAUGCAGUAUUCACGCUGCCCCAACACACAACAGAGACUGAAGAAUUGAAACCUCAGCUCCGACUUCUGCUUUCUCACUUUGGUGUCUGCUAUGAUAUGGAGAAUCUCAAGAACUCUGCUAAUGAGAUGGAGCUUUUUCCCCUGGUCAUCCGGAAAUUUCGAAGUGUCUUCAUCAAACAGCAGACAAUGAGAACUUUUCCAGUGUAUGAUGCAGGGGUGCCUGGGGCAGAAAACUGGGGUAUUUUAGAACCUAGCAUGGCUUUGAAAAAGAGAGCCAACUGGAUUCCUUUUAUAAAGAUUAAGCCCAAAAAAGAUCCCUGGCAGCAAAAGCUUUUGGCAAAACUGAAGCAAUGGAAAAAAGUAGAUGAACUAUUGCAUCUUCAAUCAAAGUUUUUAGAGGUUUCCGACAUGGAGCAAGUGAUUGAAGUUCUCCAGGAGCAUGCGACAGAAGUGCUAGAGCCAAGUCCAGUGCGAUCAAGUUUUGUGACUUCUCACAGCUCAAGACAGCAUAACUAUGAUCGAAUCUGGGAGAGAAUUUAUAGCAACUCAGAGCUCCAGCAGGAUCAAAACACAGAGGAUAAUAAUCCUGCUGUGGCUAUGAAUGAGAAGGGUAUGGAAACUAUCAGUCUCAGCAAGAAUCCAGGAUCUUCCAGGAAGAAGAAAGAAAGAGGGUAUAGUUAUGUAACCACCUUGCAGCUGCUGGGAUUAGAUGAGGGCACAGAGGCCAACGAUAAGGACCUGAUCAUGAGGAAAGGAGCCUACUUGUCCUUCCUUUACUUGCGUCACCUGAGAAUCAGAGAGCUCCAGCGGGUCUGCCUGGGAAUCCUGAACUACUUCAGAUCUGUUGAGCGAACUUUAACAAUCAGCACCUCAGGUCUCACCCUGCAUGCUGGUAAUCUAAUCCCCAGUGCUGAAGAUACCUGUUGGGUAAAUGCUGUCAAAGGAGGCAUUGGUGUUUCUGGUGGUCUUGGUUCUCACUACUAUGUCCAUUAUACACCAGCUGACUUCAAGGUCCACAGUGCACAGUUCAUGGAGUUUUCUGAGGUGGAAAAUCAUGAUGACUUUUACACCACUCAGGAUGGAUACAUUCACACACAGGACCAGCGAGGGGCUUACAUCAUGUACGAUGCAGCUUUAAAGGACCUGAAGGACCUUGAAAAUCAGCUGCUGCUCGUGGCAAGCCACUACAUUGAACAAGAUAAAAGCUAUGUAACAUACCAUCAAUCCAGGGAUGACAAUCUCUUAGCGUGGGCGCACACAUCUGUGGAUCGAUUUGCAGUGUUGCUUGACAUUUGGACUUGUGAAGCUGCUCUCUUAGAGAAUAAACGUCAGCUUCUAGAUGGUUACUUUGAGGCUUACCAGCAUGCUCUGGAUACUGAGGAAAGAUUUGCUUUGGCCCAAGCAAUAACUGACAUCAUGCACAAACGUCCACGAUUUGAUCUCAGCCUCAGGUAUUUUGUGAACACUUACAAUGAUGAAUGCAUCUGCCUCAGGCUUCAGCUGCAGCUGGUGAGAGAGAUAUUUAGCCAACAUAUAGAUGCCCAGCAGGAAUAUGUCCAAAAGAUUUGGCGGAAAGAUCAAACAGGUGGUAUCAAUGUAUUUGGACUUCCCCAUAAUAUAAUUGCUAAGCAACUUAUCUCUCUGAACAACAGUUGCCCUACUUUGAAGAACAUUUACUUGCUGGAGUUUCACCCUUCCCUGGGCCUGGCAUCUUUAAUCCCGAAAGCUCUUGAGUACGUCUCUGAGGAGUUUUAUAGCAUCUGUAGACCAAAAACACCCAGUGAGGCAAUUAGUCUAGAAAAACAAGUACUUCGGCUUGCAGUGGAUGAAUGGCUGACCAUGGAAGAGCUUGAAUCUUCAUACAGCUCUCAAAUUCAGAAAGAUUUAUUUGCAGAUACGCUGCUGGAAGACCCACUCCUUGUGCGGGAUAUUGCUAUGUUAGCACUAGAGUCAGGAACAGAUGAAGAAAAGAAGCAAGGCAGAAUAAAACAAGACUUUAUUCUGGACAUCUUCUCCAGACUCCUGGAACUCAUCACACUCCGCCAUCGAUUGAUAGAGACAGCCCUGGAGAGUGCACAGUUGGCUAGGAUGUACAAGGCAUUUGCAGGGGAGAUGGGUUUUGAUGAGUUCCAUUUAUACUUGAGACCAAUGCACUUUGAAACAGCAUCUCACAAGGAGAAAGCAGACCAGCCCCCACCAGUAUUCAUUACAGCUCUCCUAGAAGAUGACAGUAGUGUGGACAGAUAUAUUCCAUCUAAUUUAUUGUUAAGCAUUCAAGAGAUUGACAGUAAUCAAAUUGGAAAAUUUAGCUUUCAUACAAGAGAUGGUGUUAUUCAGCUUUUGUCCCCAUCUGGAGUGGAGAACAUGCAGAUCGCCCUUGCCUGUCAAGUCACUCAAAAAAAUGCUCUUAUUGUUGCUGUUCAGCAAGCCUCAUUUUGUCACAUGAUCCAGCCUACACGUACAGUAGACAUGAAGGAAGCAAAUUUAAGUUUGAAGAGUCAAAGCAGCUCAGCAAGUGGAAGAAAUUCAAGAUCUGGAAAUGAAACAGAAAAACAGUCCCUGAUGGCUGCACCAGCAGCUUCAUAUUCUACAGGGCAUCCUUUAGAUGGACACUGGACCAUUAAAAGGCCUCCAGAAGCUUUUGUAUCCAUUCAGUUGGAGAAACUGGGGCCACGGGACAUGAUGCUGAACACGUUCAUUCAUAAGAAAGAAAUCAUGGGCAGCAGAAUGCAGAACCCUAAUGAAAAUGAAAAAAUCAAAAGAGAAGUUAUUGCUGAAUACUGUCAUAAAUUGAGCCAUCGCAUGUCACUAUAUGCCCUGCGAGGCCAGAUCAUGGCAUACUACAAUAGUCUGAAAAUCCUGCUAGAAGAUUUCCCUGUCAUUAGAGACAAAUACUUCAUGAUUGGGCUAUCUCAAGAAAAAAAGGGGAACAGAGACUCAAAGGAAAAUCUUGAAGCUGAUCCCAGGUCAUUUCAGCCACGACCACAUCGUUUGCUGUCUCCUGAUGGGCAAGCUUUCCUCAAUUUGUGGUUCAUUCCUCACCCUUCUGAGGUGCUGGUUAUGUUUAAAAUGCUUCCAGAAAAGGCUGCUUACAGAGCACUCAGGAAGAGCCUGCAGAUCGUGGCAGCACUUCAUGACAUCGUUUCAUACCUUUUCAGCUUUGCUCAAUUAGGAAAUUCCCCAAACUGUUUUGAUUCCCUAAAUCCAGAGCCUCUGACCGCAGACUGGGGAGGGAACGAAAGGAUCGGAACUGAACUUCAAGAGCUACAGAAAAUGAUUGACAGCCUUCAAAACCCCUUGGAUCCUAACAGAGUUGCCCAACUGCUAAUCAUUCAAAGAGAAGUUAUGUUUCUACAGUUUGAUGCAGCAGUCAGAUAUGUAUUACGAGAAGUAUAUUUGUCCUCCGGGAAUACUUUGGCUUACCAGAGGGUUACAGACAGUAUGCACCAUGGGCUGCCUCCCCUGAGUAACUCUGCAGUAAGGAGUGUAUUUGCCUCACAGCUCUGCCUCCCACAGCUACUGGACCCACGUAGCCCCAAGACAUUGACACUGUUUCCUUGGAGGGCAUUUCUAGUGGAUGGAGGACCGUUUCCAGUCACUAUCAGCAAUCUAAAUACCAUAAAUUAUAACAUGCAGUUGUGUCUGUGCAGACUGAGUGAUGACGACCGAAAAGUUGCUCAUGGGGAGCUGGUCGGGAUGCAGUUUCUAAUGGAGGAUAUACUGCAGAGUAGCUAUGAUGUUGUUAUGGAAGAUCAUGCUGAAUGGCAAACUGCUGUAGCUAAGAAAAAACAGAAUUUGGCAGAAGUUGAUGAAUCACAUGCCAGUUGGUCAGAGAGCAGCAGAAAGACUUGCAAAGCUCCGCCAAGGCUGCACGAUCCAGUUACUUCACGUGCUUUGCUGAGAUCUUUUCUGAUAACAUGGAAGCAGUUGGAAGUAUUAAAGGCAGAAUGGGGUAGACUUAAACUGAAAGUCGAGGAUAUCAAUACAGUUCCUCUUUACAAACAGUUUGCUGAGCUAUAUGGCACUGACAUCCUAUACCCUGCUAUGAGAGCCAUUGCCAGGCAGAUGGGCACAGAAGAUGAGUUUGAAGGACUUGUAACAAGCUCUCAGUCUAUACUUCCUCCAAAAGGAGCAUCAGAAAUUGAAGUCAAAACACGGCAGCUUCAAAAACUGCUGGAAAGUCUGGAAAUACACAUGAUCCAUGAUGUGAAAAAGAAAAUUAACCAGGAGAUGACAUUAGUCACAUCUGAAAGAGCAAGAGCAGGAAGUGGCCUCCCUACAGAGCUCUGGAAGCAUCGAGUCAUGCAAGAAAACUUCUCAGUUGUAAGACCACAAAUAGUCGAAACAUUUGUUCAGAGACUAAUGGAAAAUUACCAAGAAUCUGAUGUAGAGAUUACAUUUAAAAAAAGCCAUUUACAAAACUGCCUCACUGCACUGGGCUGUGAUGUCAUGGCCAGAGAGCGCAGCAACUUUGAGACUUACUCUAUGUUUUAUGAAAAUCUGCUACAGCAGGAACAUCAGCUACUCUACCAAAAAGAACAGGAACUGCAUGUAGCAGAAGAAGGUGGAAGGCAGACUGAUGUAAACCUUAGUCAGAUAGCAGAGCUGAGUCAUGAGAUGAUUGUGGAAAUAACUGCUCUAAGAGCCAGACUCAAUAAUCUAGAAAAAGAAAAUCUUCGUCUCAAAGAGGAGAUAAGGAAAGAAGUGCAAGAUGAAUUUGAAACGUUAGUACAGAAUCUAUUUGUGACUUGUUUACAUCUAAAAGGGAAGCUAGAUGAUUAUCGCCUUAAUAUGAGCCAACAAGUAUUUGAGAUCAUCAGUGAAGUGAGAAAAGAAGGGGUUGACAAUAUGAUUGAUCUGAAGAAAAAAUUUGGUUCCAUUAAAGAUGAUGAUGAUGAUGGAUUGAAAGAACAUUUGUCUAAACAAGAGCAGCUGCAGGCCUUGCAGGAUGAAAACACCAGACUAGGGGAGCUGGUGUGUAAGCUGAAAGUCCUGAACCGCUGGAAGCAGACUAUUCAGAAGGCACAACUUUCUGUAAAACUGAGAAAUGCAGAGAAGGAGGCCCUUCAAAACAAAGAAGAGUGUUUGAAUGCCAAGAUGCUGGCAGAACAAGAGGUGCUUUUAUUUCGUCAGCAGCUAGUGGCUAUAAGGAAGGCUCUGGCAAAAUCUCAAGCAGACAAUGAAAGACUAAAGAAACAGUUAGAUAAGCAGAAACACUUGCUGCAGGAAGUAGAACAUAGGAUGACUCAAGAAGCCCGGAGCAGGCAACAGCUGGAUGUGAUGAAGGCAGCAAACGUGGAGAAGAUGCUGGAAGACAUGGGGCAGAAAGAACAGAGACUGCAAUGUCUGACCGAAGAUGCUGAGAAAUCUUCUAAAAUAAUGCAGCUUCAGCAAAAACGGAUCAAAAAAGAAAUGCGGCAGAUAAGAAGCCAGUUGAUCCAAGAACGUAGUUUAAAACUGGAUGCCUUCCAGCGGGUGGAUGAACUGCAGUGUCAGGUUUAUGAUUUGGAAGCUGUAACAUCCCAGAGAAACUCACCUGCAGGAAUGAAGAAGAAGUCCACUAAUCUGAUGUCUUCUAGUGCUAGCAGCGCAAGAAGUCCUUUGUCAGGUUCUGCAUCAUGGGCCCAGCGCACAGUGAUCUCAGCAUCCCCUCUACCCAGGGAUUACAAGCAGAAUCCCUUGACUCCAGAUCCCAAAGGCAGCAAUAUAUCAGGAAAGACUGAAAGGCCAAAGACUGUGCCCAGCAGAUGGAAGAACAGAAUGAUAGAUGCUCUUUUACCAGACCUGGCUGAACACACACAACCUCCCAUCCUCAUGCAGCAGUGUGAACACAGGCUGGCCCAAAAGUUUGAGGAUCUGUCAAAGCAACAUUUACAGCAAUGGUUUUCAACCUGUGAUCUGCAGCCUGUACCUAAAAUUUCCAGAAGGGUCUGCACUGCCAUUUGAAAUUUUUUCAGGGUCCAAAAGUGAAAAAUGGUUGAAAGCCACUGGUGUAUGAAGAUUGUAUCUUUCAUUUAAACAUUUACUGUACAGUAGAGUAUGUCCGACCAUAACUAAAAGCUACUUUGAACUGCAUGUAGGAACUGGUUUCAUCCCCAUUUCACAGAAGAAUUCCAGUUAAACUAAAUCUGUGCUUCAAAAUACCAUUACCCACACUGUUUUACUAUAAAAAUGAUGCCCAUCAUUGAUACCUCAGAACCCCCACAGAAGGCCACAAAUAGUUUUCCUAAUGAGGUGAGAUCCUCUUCUGCUACCUGCCCUAAUCUAUUGUUCUGCUCAUAUUUAGUAAUGACCUUACUAAAGAACUCAAAAAUCUGUGCUUGAAUAAUCUCCCAUAUGUUAAAUAAAGUCUUCUAGCGAUAUGCAACUAAAAGAUUUAGAUCUACCUCAUCAUAACACACAGGGCCCCCAAUACUGUAGCCGUCACCAAAAGGUCAGGUUUUUAAAAACUAACCUCCCCUUUUGAAUAUAUUUCAUUAGGUGGUAUAAUUUUAGUUUAAUUUCAAGAUCUAGCCUUUUAAGUUGGACCCUAUAGUUGCUGCCCAACAUGUUAGUGCAGUGUUUUCUCUACAAAUGGUCCAUGGAUCAGCACCAGUCCUUGAGAUCUCCCCAACACAGUUUAGGAAGGAGCAAGCCAGUCCCUCACAUUAAAAAGGCUGAGAAACACCAGAUUAGAGUAUUUUACCUUAACACAGGGUUAUGUCAGGAGUGCACAUUUUAUAUUUUAACUCAGUCACCAGACUUCACAAGUUUCUCUUGUGUAGCUUAUACUUAACAUGACUGAAAUGAAGCCAGUCAGUCAAACUGCUUAAUUUGGCCAAAUCACUAUUUUGAAAUUCCACUGAGCAGUGUUUGUUACUGUCAAGGCAACAUCUCAACAGAUAUUUCACCUUGAUAAAGGUAAUUGUGGCAUGCCAGGUCAUGACUUUCUGGCACACCUACUGUUACUAUUCUUCACUACUUCCUGUCACCUACUAAGUAACAUUAUUUCCAAAUAAGCUUUUCCGAAUAAAGACUUUGUUUUAAAUAAACACUGUCAGUUUAAGUAAAAAA